CGCCAAGUUUGCCCAAUCUCUCGGCGGCUAUCUAUAGUCAAACAGAAUGACUUGCGAUGAUUCUUUCGAUGACGGUGAUUGUGUCGAGCAAGACCUGAUUGAUGUCUUAGAUCAAGCGGAGAGAGCUUACCGCAUUCCAUUUUUACAAGCAGAGGACGCGGAAGAAGAGAAACCUCUGUCUCCCGUGUCGAACCAGCGUUCAGACUUUGCAGUCCCGUCUUUAAGCACUCCACUCACAGGCGCAGUCGGACAAAGAACGGCGGUGGAUGACAUUGUGACCCUCACACGAGAAGAGCUUGAGACGAUCAAGCGCGAUGCCUUCAUUGCCGGCCUCAAAUUCGCCCAAAAAUCUCAAUUGAUCUUCCCAUUCCUAAAUCUCCCAGCGGAGCUGCGUCUCGUCUUUUACAGGCAUUACUUCCUAGACCGCAAUCCCCAAACGUUUGAAAACUGUGCAGCGGCACUCCCAAAUAGAUUGAACGAUCCAGUGCAUUGCUGUAGCCCAGAGAGCACAUGGUGCAAAACAGUUCGUCCAUGGAUAUCGACAAGUCUUAUGCUUGCAUGCAAGCAGAUCUACUACGAGACGCGGGAUGAAUACUUGUACAAGAACCGAGUAUUUAAAGCCUCAAUAGGAAGGUUUGAUGACCGCUUCAAGGAAAUGAGGCCGCAUCUGAGGUUUUGGCAAUAUAUCCAGCACUUUGAACUUGAGCUCACCCCGGAGAUCAAUCAGAGUGCUCGACAUGAGACCGGCGCAUUGAUCGUGGACUUGAUUGCGCUGCUGCGUGGAGGCAAAAACUUGAAGUCAUUCAAGCUCACGUAUAUGGCCAACGAACGCAUACAGAGCAUCUCUCGAUUCGAAGACCUGAGCAUUCAGGGGAACGUGAGCCUUACGCAGUCGUUCAGAGAUUGGCUUAAACCGGGUCCCAAGGAGGAAUUGGAGCGCAAAGACAGAUUAGAGAAGUUGUUGUUUGGGAUCCUGGGCUGCGCAUCGUACAACGCACCGCCGUACGACUGUAUCAUCUCCUUGAGGGAGGUUGAGACAGACGUUACAUACCUGCAUCCUGACACGCCCCGAUACGAGACGUUCAUUACGUUAUCAACCAGCAUUGAUUAAUUCAAAGACGAUGCUCGCAUCUUUCAACAGAUAUGCACUAAAACUCCAGUUCGAGAAUGCUUCCGCAAUAUUCUCAGGGUGACUUGCGUGGUAUUCUUGUUGUGUGAAGCCUACUACAGAGCUCUGUGGAGCAAUGCAGAGCUCUUCCACUGUUAGUUGCGGCCUUAUAGCUUCGUCAAAACCCGUAAAGUGGCUUGCUGAUACAUCAGCGACUCUUAGACUUGAGGAUUAACGAAUUGAGUUUCUUGUCUAUGUCUCGAUGCGCUAUCAACAUAGAGCUGUGUUAGUCGUAUAUUAGUCUUUAAAAUGCGCAUGAAUGCCAAAUCAAAUAAUCUUCGGCUAUAUUGCAAUGUUCAAAAUUCUAACAUUUCUCCCUCGACAUUGCAGACUUUUUCGCUUCGAAGAUGAGCGUGGUGGAAAGUUUCGAUGACGCGUCGAAGUUGUAUACUAAAAUAUCGACGAAGGAGCCUAAACACGAAGAAUAUAAGGCGCUUACAAUUAUUUUCGGAGAUGGAUUAAUAUAUUU
Verruconis gallopava is the source of this 1637-nucleotide messenger RNA. RefSeq lists its product as uncharacterized. The record is from RefSeq and is a predicted model, not a curated record. The coding region runs from base 47 to 1111 and encodes 354 amino acids. Lineage: Eukaryota; Fungi; Ascomycota; Dothideomycetes; Venturiales; Sympoventuriaceae. The transcript has 3 exons.